GGUCGUUUGAGAAAACAUAAUCUCUACUUCUCCCAACAACCCCUCCACUCUCUUCUUCUCUUAUUUUUGCCCUUAAAUUUUUUCCUACAAGCAAGCAGGUGGCCAUUUCAAAAGGUCAAGUUCUAUCCUCUCUCUCUCUCUCUCUCUCUCUCCUGUGCCUGUGCCUGUGCUUGAAGUCGCUUCUCAUCUCAUCGUACGGCGUAGUAAUCAGUUAAGUAAAGGAUGAAUUUGGUGUUGAAAUUACAUCGCCCUUCAUCAGCUGCUGCUGCUGCUGCUGCUGCCAUCUUCUGCUGCAUCUGCUUCCUCUUCUCUCUGUUUCCCCAACGUUCUAAUGCUCAAACUCCCACCACAGACCCAUCAGAAGCGAGAGCGCUGAACUCCCUACUCCAGCAGUGGGAUGCAGAGGCAGUGCCGCUGUGGAACAUAAGCGGGAACCCUUGCACCGGAUCUGCUGUCAACACAAGCAUGUUCGAGGACCCUUCUAAUAAUCCUGCCAUUGUCUGCGACUGCAGUGGCGCCACCUGCCAUAUCACCAAGCUGAGGGUGUAUGCUUUGAACAAAAGAGGAGAAAUUCCGGAAGUCAUCACAGCUUUGACUUCUCUCACAUUUUUAAAGAUUGACCAAAAUUACUUCUCUGGCCCUUUACCUGCAUUUAUUGCCAAUUUAUCUGCAUUGCAAUCUUUGUCAAUUGCCCACAAUGUAUUCUCUGGGCCCAUCCCCAAAGAACUCGGCAACCUUAAGCAAUUAACUCUACUCUUAACGGCCCAUCCGAGCCGGUCGAUCAUGUUUGCAUCUCUAUUGGCUCGUUCGAGCUGCCUAAACGGCUUGCUGAGCCGAUGUUCCUUUGUUAUCAACUCAUCAGAGCCAUUCUCAUAUUGUCCGAGCUGCGUUUGUCUUGUCAGAAGCAUUCUCGGCCCAUCCAAGCCACCUAACUGGCUUGCCGAGCCGAUGUUUCUCAAUUAUCGGCUCAUCCAUGCUGUUCCAUAUCAUCCAACCCGCGUUUGUCUCAUCCACAGCAUUCUCGACUCGUCUGAGCCGCCUAAUUGGCUUGCCGAGCCGUUGUUUACUUAA
Molecule: messenger RNA, 1071 nt
Organism: Malania oleifera
Lineage: Eukaryota; Viridiplantae; Streptophyta; Magnoliopsida; Santalales; Ximeniaceae
Product: probable LRR receptor-like serine/threonine-protein kinase At1g56130
Exons: 6
Coding region: 223-1071 (282 amino acids)
Molecular function (GO): protein binding
Source: RefSeq, a predicted model, not a curated record